Molecule: messenger RNA, 1836 nt
Organism: Erythranthe guttata (spotted monkey flower)
Lineage: Eukaryota; Viridiplantae; Streptophyta; Magnoliopsida; Lamiales; Phrymaceae
Source: RefSeq, a predicted model, not a curated record
CUUCCACCUUGAAAAAGUAACAGCUUUGUAUUCUUGGACUACUGCUUAUCUCUAUCUCUAUAUCCUUUCACUCUCUCUUCUCUCUCUCUCACACACUCAAACACACACACACACACACACACACACACACACAGAGACAGUGAUAUGUAUAUAUAUGAGUGUGAAGUAAAAAAGAAUGGAAUCUGAAAGUGUAGUUAAUUGACAAGAGAAGUAGUAAUACUAUUACUAUGUUGUUAUUUAUGUUUGUUUUUGUGGUAGCAUUAAAUAGAUGCUGCAUUAAUGGGGAAAAUAUUGAAUAUGAAUAUGAUAGAGUAAUAAAAUUAGCAGGUCAACCAAUUAAUAAGAAUAUAUCACAGUUCUCAGGGUACAUUACAGUUAAUGAAUCUCAUGGCAGAGCCCUUUUCUAUUGGUUCUUUCCAGCUCAAUCUCAACCAAUCAACAACCCUCUACUCCUCUGGCUCAAUGGAGGGCCUGGUUGCUCAUCAAUUGGUUAUGGAGCAGCUGUGGAGUUGGGUCCUCUCAGGGUUGGUAAAAAUGGAGCUAAUCUUGAAUUUAAUCCCCAUUCUUGGAAUAAAGAGGCAAAUUUGCUGUUUGUGGAAUCUCCAAUUGGAGUUGGAUUCUCAUACACCAACACCUCUUCCGAUUUCGCCCUUAUAGACGACGAAUUCGUCGCUGAGGACACUUACAAUUUUUUGGUAAAUUGGCUGAAUAAAUUCCCACAUUUCAAGAAUCAUGAUUUUUUCAUUUCAGGAGAGAGUUAUGCAGGUCAUUACGUACCUCAGCUCGCCGAACUCAUUUAUGACAGAAACAAUAACAGAAAUAAAUAUCCUUACAUCAACCUCAAAGGCUUCAUAGUAGGUAAUCCCGAAACAAAUGAUUACUUCGAUUACAAAGGAUUGCUCGAGUAUGCUUGGAGCCAUUCAGUUAUAUCAGAUCAAGAUUAUGAUAACGCAGUAAAAUCGUGCGAUUUCAUGAUCGAGAAUUGGUCCACUGCAUGCGUAAAUGCAAUGACUAUAGUAUUUAAUCGAUACAAGGAGAUUGAUAUAUACGAUAUAUACGCCCCUUCGUGUCGUCUCAACAUUACCUCGUCGUUCACCUAUGAUAUGGCCACCGAAAUAUACGACUUCUCAAAUACUAAGGCACAAACGAGUCGAAUGUGGGGAAGAAUGAAAGUGGGCCCGGGGGGCUACGACCCCUGCUACUCUAAAUACGCAGAAGCAUACUUCAACAAGAUCGAAGUUCAAAAAGCUCUACAUGUGACGAGUGGUCGCGUGAAAUGGACCGUUUGCAACGAUUCGGUGUUUAGAACGUACAACUACACCGUAUUUUCCGUCUUGCCUAUAUACAAAAAACUCAUCAAAGGAGGCCUCAAGAUUUGGAUGUAUAGUGGAGAUGCAGAUGGUAGAGUACCGGUUAUAGGAACAAGAUACUGCGUGGAAGCAAUGGGAUUGACAAUCAAGAAACCAUGGACUUCUUGGUUCUACAAUAAUCAGGUGGCAGGGAGGGUGGUAGAGUAUCAAGGGUUGACAUUAGUGACAAUAAGAGGAGCAGGUCAUCUUGUGCCUCUAAACAAGCCUAAUGAAGCUCUUGCUCUUAUUCAUGCUUACUUGUCGAAUCACCCUCUUUCGACACGUCGAUGAAGUCUUUCUUAAGAGUUUUUCCGUUGGUUUUUUUAGGCGGCACCACCAGUUCUCCGGCGGCGGUGACUGCCGGAGAAAUGAGGUGGAAUCCGUUUGUGGAAAUGUAGUUGAGGUAAUGAGGUUGAUCAUGUAAUCUUUGUUUGGAUAAUUAUAUUUUCCAACAUAAUUCUCCUAUAACAAGUUGUAUUUUAUUUCA